Prunus armeniaca (apricot) is the source of this 312-nucleotide messenger RNA. The record is from the annotation of a GenBank genome assembly. NCBI's taxonomy places the organism in Eukaryota, Viridiplantae, Streptophyta, Magnoliopsida, Rosales, Rosaceae.
AUGGAGUGUGAGGAGGUGGCGGCUCUGGUUUCUAGAGAAACAGAGCAUUGCAGAGAGUUGCAUCCUUAUCUUGUUUCAUGUUUGUUUCCAAGGAUGGGAGAUCAGAGUGAGACUUCGAUGGCGGAGCGGAUGUCGAAGGAUGAGGAACCUGGAAGUGUUAUGAAUGUCUGCGAAGGCCUCGGUAUUGAAUUCGACGUGAGUUUGAAGCACGGUCAGGUUGGAGUCGAAGACCUUGACUCACUCCAAGCCUUGAGGUUGGGACUUGAGCUGUCAACAAUUCUACCUUGGUCCACAGAAGUCAGCGUGAGAUGA